AUGGACGUAACGACAAUAGUUCUAAAUAAGGAUCACCAACCGAAACUAACUUCGCUCGUGGAAGUCAUAGAAGCCGAGGGAGGUACUGCAGGUGGAAGUGGACCAUCUCAAGUUAGGAGCCAGAAGCUUCUAUUAGAAUGUGGUCUAGUCAGACCAACAGGUUCUGGUCUGUUCACUUUACUGCCUCUAGCUCGGAGAGUUAUUAACAAACUUGAGGCUCUUGUCAUCCGCUGUAUAGAGGAAGCUGGUGCACAGAGAAUGUCACUGCCUUCGCUGACGGCGGCAAGGCUGUGGGAAAGGACUGGAAGGUUGCAGGAUGUGGGGGCGGAAUUAUUGAAGGUUGAAGAUCGGCAUGGGAAGAAAUACAUCUUGUCACCAACGCACGAAGAAGCUGUGGCAGAUCUGCUGGCAGAUGUUGGACCACUCUCCUAUAAACAAUUACCUCUAUUGCUCUAUCAAAUCGGUAACAAAUACAGAGAUGAACCGCGGCCAAAGCAUGGCUUGCUCCGGUCUAGGGAAUUUUCUAUGCUAGACGCAUAUGGUGCGCAUCCCUCGCCUGAAUGUGCGAGGGAAACAUACGAGAGGGUAACUAAUGCCUAUAGGAAACUGUUCCAGACCCUUGAGUUGCCGAUUUACAGGGUGGCGGCUCCUAGUGGGACUAUGGGUGGGUCUCUAUCCCACGAGUGGCAGUUGCUCGCCGACGCUGGGGAGGAUACACUGGAACUGUGUCCUGAAUGUAACUCUGCGAUGCGCUCUGAAGAAGAUUCCUCUAAAAAGUGCGCGCGAUGUGCGAGCGAGACGCAACUAGUCAAUAGUAUCGAGGUGGGACACACGUUCGUCCUGGGCGCGCGCUACAGCGAGCCGCUACGCGCGCACUACGCCGCCGUAGACGCCGCCUCUACGCCGCUACACAUGUCCUGCUACGGCAUCGGCAUCACAAGAUUGCUCGCAGCAAGUGUGGAAGCCCUGGCUAAUGAUAAGGCCUUGAGAUGGCCUGAAGCCAUAGCUCCCUACCGCGUCCUCAUAAUAGGACCUAAGGAGGGUUCGAAAGAGUGGGCGGUCCACGGUUGGGAAGAGGUCCAAGGUUUGGGCGAGGAGUUGGAGAGGGAAGCCGGGCUACAUUCAGACGUUGUACUGGACGAUCGACACACUCACACUAUUGGCAGGAGGAUGAAAGCUGCUGACAGAAUGGGCUACCCUAUAAUUGUAGUUUGCGGACGCUCCACCACCGAGCAGCCGCCUCGGUAUGAAUUGUACCGAAGCAAACGCGUUGGGUACUCCGCGCCCGAGCUCCUAACUCGAUCCGAACUUCUGGUCACUAUUGCCACCAUGGCCAAAGUGGAUGUAAACGGUGAGGCAGUCUGUGCUGCUGACUCGAGCUGA
This is a messenger RNA of Parnassius apollo (apollo), 1383 nucleotides long. The record is from the annotation of a GenBank genome assembly. NCBI's taxonomy places the organism in Eukaryota, Metazoa, Arthropoda, Insecta, Lepidoptera, Papilionidae.